GCGCAGCUAUGUGUGCUGGACAGCAUGAUCAUACGCUUCGGUGCGGUGCGCUCACAGCUCCUACACCGAGGAAGCAAAUCCUACGGUGUAUCCUGUCUUCUGUGAGGGCUGGAAUUGUGCGAACGAGGUUUCAAUCGACAUCGUGGACAAGUGUCAUGAUGGACGACGCUUCUAUGAAGAUGAACGCGCGAGACUUGGUGGAUGAUGUUGCGAUCCGGGAAGCAUGUGCGGCAGUACUCAAAUACUAUAAGGACGCCAACGUCGGCUGGAUCAUCUGUGGAUGGUACAAACCAGGCAUUGCGGCAGGGGCAGAAGUCGCGAAAAAGCCAAAGUUCCACGUAACGCACGUUCGGCCUGAACGCCUGCUUGCCGAAGCGCCUAAGUACAAAUGUCCUGUCAUGCCAGUGGCCGCAGCAGAACGGCUUCAACUAGCGUUCCCUCGGAUGGCAGCGGCCCAAGCACCUGCACCUGGACCUGCUGGUGCACCUGCUCGCGUGGAGAAUGUCGAUGUCUAAGUACAGAUUACAUACAUGCAUGUCAUCUGUUGUUAUAUACUGUUCA
Molecule: messenger RNA, 561 nt
Organism: Priapulus caudatus
Lineage: Eukaryota; Metazoa; Priapulida; Priapulimorpha; Priapulimorphida; Priapulidae
Exons: 2
Coding region: 9-515 (168 amino acids)
Source: RefSeq, a predicted model, not a curated record